Drosophila kikkawai is the source of this 2174-nucleotide messenger RNA. RefSeq names its product zonadhesin-like. Lineage: Eukaryota; Metazoa; Arthropoda; Insecta; Diptera; Drosophilidae. The record is from RefSeq and is a predicted model, not a curated record. Gene Ontology annotation, cellular component: membrane.
UCCGCUUUUGAGUUAUCCACACGUUGCCACGGAAUGGAAGUUCACUGGGUCCUCGGUCUCGGCCUGCUCCUAAUAUACGGUGCAGAUCCCACAAAUGGACGCUGUGAGAGGGGUUUGGUCCUGGAGCAUGGCCUCAUAAUGUUUCGCGGUAGAAAUGUGGUUCGUUUCCGGUGCAAUCGCGGCUAUACGCUCCUGGGAAGUUCGAUUGCGACCUGCGAUCGGGAUGGACGCCUCAGGGGCGAGAGACCUUUUUGUGCCAAAAGUGGUUGUCCUGAUCAGGAUUCACAGAGGAACGGAAUAAGGCUCAAUCUUGGUCCAAAGGCGGUGACCGUUUGCAACGACGGCUAUGUCCUGGUGGGCAGUCGUGCUGCCUACUGCGAUGGAGAGCAGUGGAACACGCAGCUGGGCUCUUGCCUCAGGAGCAACCAUACCCAGGAUCACUCCUGCGAUUUUGAGAGCGAGGAUCAGUGCGGCUGGGACACGGAGACGACAUUCCGGCGUCCCUGGAAGCGAAUCAGCACGGUGGUCGAUUUUCAUUCGACGAAGACUGGACCCCAGCACGAUCACACUUUCCGGAACCACUCCGGCGGCCACUACAUGCGCAUGGAGACGCAGAGUGGUGCCUUUGGAAGCUACCACCUGAUCUCGCCGAUCUAUCCCAGGGCCUUGAGCCUGAAGACCGCCUGCUGCUUCCGCUUCCACUACUUUAUGUACGGCGAAGGAGUAGACAGCCUGGUGGUGUCCGUGAAGCCAGUCUCGAUGCCGAUGGCUACCAUGUGGAACCGAUUCAGGGCCAAUUCCAGCAAAUUUGAGAUGACCGGCACCCAGGGAGCCGAGUGGCUGGAGCACACGAUCACCAUCGACGAGAUGCAGGAAGACUUCCAGGUGAUCUUCACGGCCACGGAUGCCCGAUCCCGAUUCGGCGAUAUUGCCAUCGACGACGUUAAGCUGAUGACUGGCAAGGAUUGUGGAGUGGGAGAGUUCACCACAACGACGGAGACAACAGACGCUACCGAGCCGGAUCUGGUUUUCUCCAUGAUGAACUGCACCGGUCGGUGCGGUCAAGCGAUAAGCCCGGAAGCGAUAAUUGUGUUCACCAAAAAAGGAAUAGCCUUGGGCUGUGGCUGUGAUGAUGACUGCACGAUCUUCGACAAUUGUUGCUUGGACUAUGUCGAGGAGUGUGUGAAGGGGAUUUAUACAUCACCCAGUGAUUAUGACGUAACUUCACCAACACCUGCAACCACUAAACUAACAACUAUACCAACUACUAUACCAACCACUAAACCAACCACUAAACCAACUACUAAGCCCACCACUAUACCAACCACUAUUCCAACAACUAUUCCAACAACUACAACUACAACAACAACAACAACUACAACUACACCAAAGCCUACCACAACUCCUACUACCACACGAAAGCCAAUUGUUAUAACCACUAAACCAACAACAACUACUUCAACAACUCCUAAGCCCACAAUAAAAACAACGAAAAAAAUGCCAGUGAACACAACAACAGCUACACCAAAGUCACUAACAACUAAAAAAGUGGUUACAACAAUAACAGCAAGUACACCAGCAAAGGAACACAUUAUUACAACCGACAACAAACCUAUUACAAUCAGCAUCAAUGAGCUCAUGAAGAAACGCAUUACUUGGAAAGUGGAUCCCGACGAUAUUGCUGGACAUAUGCCCGUUCACGGAAGUUCACCCAAUCCGGCCUUGAUAGUGCUAUACCUGCUCAUCGCCGUUGUACUGGUGGUGGUCCUUGGCAAUGUCACCCAUCGAUGGUUAAUUCCACUGGCUGAUGAAAACCGUAGAAACGAGAAGGCGGUUAGCUUCAAGAGAGCAAUUGCCGGGCUUAGGAAGCCGGGCAGAUUUUCCCGGAAUCGUAGGAACAGCCUAGAUCAGCCAUUGUGCGAUACCGAUAACGAGGAUGGGGAUUACUUUGAAACGGACGGCACGAGAUUUGAGGAAAUGGGCGUGGACAUACGGAAUGUGUCAGAUCUAUAAGGGCGCUUCGGGUCCCUAAACAAACCUCUCGAAUAGGGGACACACAGAAGGAGUCCCUUAUCAACGUUGUAUAUGCCUAUUGUAUAGGAAAAAUUGUAACCGAUUUGUGCGAGAAAAACUACCAUAUAAUAGAUUUGAGAAAAUAAAAAUUUUAAACUUUA